AUGCAGCCUAUUGAGAACCCUGCAGCAGCAUCCUGGGGCCUAAAUCUCAGUGAAAAAGACUUCGCAGCGCUCAAACGCGGUUGUAGGAUUCGAGAUAUGGAUGACAGAUGGGCCUUUGUUUAUAUGACGGAUCAAGAAUUACUAGAUGAACUAUCGGCUGAAAAGAAAGCAACGACGGAUGAAGUGCUGACAGAUGACCAGCUGUUGGAUGAACUUGAGAUGGAGGAGCCCUGGAUGGAAGAAGAAAGGACGGAAAAGGCUGCGCCGGCUCGAGUUGUAACGGAAGAAGACAUGGCGCAGGGUGGUUACAUCUCCAUCCGCCGAACCUGGUCAAACAUUGAGCUCUACAGACUCGUUCUGACUGUUCAGCCAAGCGAGGGCGGCAUCAGUAGAAAGAUCGAAGCCAUCACCUGGGAGCAGCGCGAAGAUCAUCUCAUCUCGGGAGAGCAAGCUAAGAUGGACGUCGUCCUUCUUUGCAGGUCACACCUUGAGUGCGAUCUUGCCGCUGCUCCAGACAAUGACGCCUUACAGUUUUCCGGCCUUCUGUAG
This is a messenger RNA of Diaporthe citri, 549 nucleotides long. RefSeq lists its product as uncharacterized. Lineage: Eukaryota; Fungi; Ascomycota; Sordariomycetes; Diaporthales; Diaporthaceae. The record is from RefSeq and is a predicted model, not a curated record. The transcript has a single exon. The coding region runs from base 1 to 549 and encodes 182 amino acids.